CUGUUAAUUAAUUCAUUUAUCAUAUAAAAUAUGAUUUGGUUUGCCAAUUAAGUUGCAAGUACGGUACAAAUGUACAGUUUAAGUACCUCUGAGUGUAGUACAGUAUAAAGUACUACAUGUACCUCUGAGUGUAGUACAGUGUAAAGUACAUGUACCUCUGAGUGUAGUACAGUGUAAAGUACUACAUGUACCUCUGAGUGUAGUACAGUGUAAAGUACUACAUGUACCUCUGAGUGUAGUACAGUAUAAAGUACUACAUGUACCUCUGAGUAGUACAGUGUAAAGUACUACAUGUACCUCUGAGUGUAGUACAGUAUAAAGUACUACAUGUACCUCUGAGAGUAGUACAGUAUAAAGUACUACAUGUACCUCUGAGUGUAGUACAGUAUAAGUACAAUAAGUACCUCUGAGGUGUAGUACCUUAUUUGUUCUCUAGUACUCAAACAUGUAGUCCUGAGUUACAUUCCACCGCCACUGUUUUCUCGCGGAGUGGUUCCUCUGUUUAAUACACCACCUUUGUCCCAUCUCAUCGCGAGCUCCUCCGCGCAGCCUCCCUGCAUCCGAGCGCGAGCAGCAUCAGUGCGCGAGCAGCAUCAGUGCGCGAGUAGCAUCCGAGCGCGAGCAGCAUCCGUGCGCGAGCAGCAUCAGCGCGCCCCGAGCGGAGCCCGAGCCACAGCCGAGCAGCGCGCGCAUGAAGUCUCUCCCCCGGACCAGCGGCGUGUUUCCCGGUCCUCUCGUGUCUCUCCCGGUUGGAUGUAGAGUGACCGCGGGCCGGUAGUCAGUCGGUGCUCCUCCUCCAUCUCGGCCUCGUCUCCCACUCCGUCAGGACCGCAUCCUGCCACAGAUCCACAAAAUGGCGGACAUCAUCGAGCUUGGACCCGCCUACGCCAUGUCUCCGGUCCUGGCGGGCUUCCUGGGAGCUGGUGUUCUGGUCCUGGUGGUGGUGGUUCUGGUCCUGCUCUGGUCCUUCUGCCAGCGCCGCUCCCUUUGCGCCUCGGGCCGCUACAAGCUGCACGGCGACCGCUACGGCGCCGCCGAGGACCCGCCCUACAAGUUCAUCCACAUGCUGAAGGGCAUCAGCAUUUACCCAGAAUCCCUCAGCGGCAGCAAGAGGAUCGUGCGCGGCCUGCGGCGCGCGGACCGCUCGGCCCGGGACGGGAGGGGCGGCGCCCGCGGCGGCGUCGGGCGCGGCCCGGCGCUGGUGGACGCCGAGAACAACAUCCUGGACGUGCCGGGGCAGCUGCAGAUGAGCCACCUGGUGCCGCCCGCCGCCGACCAGCGCCGCCCGGACGGCGCCGCGACGCCCCUCGAGGAGCCGCCGCCCGGCCUGGGCGCCGUCAGCCUCACGGUGGACUACAACUUCCCCAAGAAGGCCCUGGUGGUCACCGUGGUCGGCGCCCGCGGGCUGCCCGCCAUGGACCGGCAGGCCGGCAGCUCGGACCCCUACGUGAAGAUGACCAUCCUGCCGGAGCAGAAGCACCGCGUGAAGACCCGCGUGCUGAGGAACACUCUGGAGCCGCUGUUCAACGAGACCUUCACCUUCUACGGCGUGGCCUACAGCGCGCUGCCCGACCUCACCUUGCACCUCCUGGUGCUCAGCUUCGACCGCUUCGCCCGCGACGACGUCAUCGGGGAGGCGCUGGUGCCCCUGAGGGGCGUGGACCCCCGAACGGGCCGCGUGCACCUGAGCCAGGACCUCAGCAAGAGGAACAUGCAGGGUGAGGGCCGUGGGGAGCUGCUGGCCUCCCUGUGCUACCAGCCCGUGUCCCACCGCCUCAGCGUGGUGGUGCUGAAGGCCCGCCACCUCCCCAAGAUGGACAUCACCGGCCUGUCAGCCAACCCGUACGUGAAGGUGAACGUGUUCUACGGACGCAAGCGCAUCGCCAAGAAGAAGACCCACGUGAAGAAGAGCACCCUGGACCCGGUCUUCAACGAGUCCUUCAUCUACGACAUCCCACCCGAGCUGCUGCCCCAGAUCUCCGUGGAGUUCCUGGUGGUGGACUUCGACCGGACCACCAAGAACGAGGUCCUGGGCCGCCUGCUGCUGGGCCUCCACAGCCCCGCCCCCUCCGGCGCCGCCCACUGGAGGGAGGUCUGCGAAAACCCCCGCCGGCAGAUCUCCAAGUGGCACGACCUGAACGAGUACUGACCCCUCAAAGACUCACACACACACACAGGCACACACACACACGCACACACACACACGCACAGGCACACACACACAGGCACACACACACACACACACACACACACA
Molecule: messenger RNA, 2254 nt
Organism: Pseudoliparis swirei
Lineage: Eukaryota; Metazoa; Chordata; Actinopteri; Perciformes; Liparidae
Product: synaptotagmin-11-like
Exons: 4
Coding region: 854-2149 (431 amino acids)
Biological process (GO): regulation of calcium ion-dependent exocytosis; vesicle fusion; cellular response to calcium ion
Cellular component (GO): synapse; axon; membrane
Molecular function (GO): calcium ion binding; phosphatidylserine binding; calcium-dependent phospholipid binding
Source: RefSeq, a predicted model, not a curated record